Cinara cedri is the source of this 8622-nucleotide messenger RNA. NCBI's taxonomy places the organism in Eukaryota, Metazoa, Arthropoda, Insecta, Hemiptera, Aphididae. The record is from the annotation of a GenBank genome assembly.
UUUUAAUUUUCUAUAUUUAAGGAAUAUAAAAAACGUUCAUCUAAAAUGUACACCACUAUGUAAAAUUUAUUUAAAUUGAAUUAUACUUUUCAUAUUCUGAUCAAAAUGUAUUUUAAAAACAUUUUCCUGUGUACUUUUAUUGUUUUUAUUUCUCUAGUUGAAAGCGCUAGAGAGGAUCGGCCUAAGGUAAAAACAUUUCACAAUGACAUAUUAAUUAUCUUAUUUAUGUUUUCAUAGCAAUCAUGUAGUUUAUAUAUAAUAUUAAUACAAUAUUUUGAGUUUUUAAAUUAUAAAAUAUUAAUGUAUUAAUAUAUUUAUUAGAGUCUUUACUUAUACAAUUUAUUUAUUGUAAACUUAAUUGACUGGUUAGUUUGCCUAUCGACAUUUUUAAUGUACAUUUUCAGAGAGUAAAUCAUUGAUUAAUAUUGUAUACAUCAGAUUCUAAAAUACCAUGUUUUUCCCAAUAAUUACCAAGGUUUUUUAUUAGAUUUCCUCCAAGAUUACCAAAUAUUUUUACCCAGAUUACCAUUAGUAAUUAUCCCCUCUGGAUAUUUUCAUUAAUUAAGAAUAUAGUUAAAUAUUUUGUAUUACUUUAUUUAUUUUUAUAAUAUACUAUAGUGUAGUGCCUUUUGCUUAUUACAAGAAAGGUAAAUAAAGUCUGUGAGAUGAUAAAGUGAUCCUUAAUAUAUUACCUAGGUCGGCUAUAAAAUGUAUCACUUUAUCACUUAGCAAUUUUUUUUUUUUAUGUAUUUGUAAAUAUAUUAUACGUGUACAAAAAAAGAAAAAAGAAAAAUUGGUAGAGUAUUGCUUACUAUAUUUUAAAAAUAGAUACCCGUACGUACAUACAUUUUUAAUCCUAUCACAAUUUAAAUCACUGCUUUUUGAUGUUAGCUGUCUUGUCCUGUUCUUCCAAACUAAUACUCUAUAUUAUACUUCUACUUAUCCUUAGUUCUUUUCCUUCAAGUAUUACCCUCUAUUUCUACUUCUCUUGCCUGUUGUCUCCACCCACAUCCAAAAUUGUCCCAUUUUGGUUUAAGGCCCACCACUAGCUGGCUUGGGUAGCUAGAAUAGUGGUAGGGGCUCAGCCCCGAUUGACCCUUCGACGUCAACUUAAAAUCUAGUCGGUACCACGGGAGGGGGGAGGCCCGUUUCACGCUGGACCGGCUUGCCGCUCCGGACUUAGUGGCCCCCGCGGUUGAGGUGCCUACUUUGUCUGCAACGUGGUGACUGUGGGACCAGCGCAAGAUAGUAGAAAAAUCACUGACCUAGUGAGAUAUAAGGAACCCAUGCGACGCAGUCAUACCCGAGUCGAAAAGUAUGGGCCGGCGCUGGUGGCCCUCAGGCGACCCAGGCAUGCCUCACCGGCUUGCCGCUGCGGACGCACUGACAACCCCGUCUCUUGAAUAGCGCCCAGCGCUAAACAUAAAGUACGCGGGGGAUGACGGCGAAAGCCCGACCCAAAAUCUAGGCUCUUCGUGUCCCAUUUUGGAUGUGGCAUAUUUGCCAAGUCUUAUGUAAGAACUCCUGAUACAAUUUGAUAGAAUUUUACUCCAGCUAUUGCACCUGAUACAAUUCCAUUAUCUUCUCUUACAAUAGAUGAAAGUACUGUAUAACUAUUAUAAUUUCAUCCCACAGGGCUAAUUAAAAUCCUAAUUGAAAAAUACUUUCAUAGAUGAGGUGAGAAAGUAAGACAAUUUAAAUGCUUUUUAAUUGUAAUACACUUUAGGUAUAGAGUUUUUUUUUUUAAUAAUUGCUUAAUUAUAAUAAUUACGUGUGGUAAAUUGUUUAAUGGGAUAGUUUUUAAGUACAUUAGCUGUACAUCUAUAAUUAAGAAGUGGGAAAUAGAUUUGUAUGAAAUUAAAAUACAUAAAUGUGGAAGUAUAAUUUAUAAAAUAUGUGGAGAAAAAAAAAUUAUAAAAAUAUGAAUACAAAAUAAAAAUAGUAUUAUGACCAGAACAUUUUUCAUUCAAAAAGUUUUAUUGAAUAAUUAUAAGUUCUUUUAAAUUAUUGAAUAUUAGAUGUUACCCAAUAGGUCUCAAAAUAUUUUAAAAUAGUGAACGGUCUAAACAGGUCAUUAAAAACAAAUGAAUGAAUCACCAAAAUAUUUCCAAAUUAGUGAAAUAUGUCAAAUAAAUUUGGUAUCAUUUCAAUAACAAUGUUUUAAAUUGUGAACAUUACUUAUCAAACUUUAAAUAUGUUAUUAUAAUAAAAAUAUGCAUUUACAUAUUUAUCAGUACCCUAUUUAUAAAAAUAACAAGUAAUAUCAAUAAAUUAUCGAUGACAGAUGAAUUUUAUUAUGUUUACUUUUACGUGUAACCAUAUAUGAGAUAAUACAUUUAUUAACAACUAUUAUUAAUUUUACCUGAUGAUGAACUUUUAAUUCAAAUCCGAUCAUAUAAUACAUAUUUCAUAAUACUCCAGGUGACACAUUCAUUCAUUUAUAUAUUUAUUAUUAAUUAAUUUAGACUUAAUCAACCCACAUAUGUUACUCUUUAAUAAAUUACAUUUUAUUUUAGAACCUUGAACAAAAAGUACAACAGCUUAAUGAUUUAUACCAAAAUAAAUUUGUGGUCAGAUUUAAUGGGCCCAAAUUUAAGGAAUUUGUUAAAUCACCACCAAGAAACUAUUCAGUUAUCAUAAUGUUUACAGCAAUGGCAUCUCACAGACAAUGUUCAAUAUGCGGGUAAUUUUACAAUAAUGCAUUUUUUUUUUUUUUUUUUUAAUGAUUACUUAUUAUAUGAAAAAAAUGUAUAUUAUUUACAAUAUUUCAAUACAUGUUAUGUUUUAAGUAUGAAAUAUAUUUCUAAAAUUAAUAUUGCAUUUUUAGACAUGCUAGUGAUGAAUUCAUAAUUGUUGCAAAUUCAUAUCGUUAUUCUCAUAGACUAAUGGAAAGUCCUUUAUAUUUUGGAAUUGUUGAUUUUGAUGAGGGAUCUGACAUUUUCCAAAUGGUCAGUAUCUUAUUAUUGUUUUUUUAAAAAAUAUUAGUGAAUUUAUUUAUUUUUGUUAAUAUAGUUGCGUAUUAAUACUGCUCCAGUGUUUAUGCAUUUUCCAGCAAAAGGUAAACCUAAACCUUUAGAUACAAUGGACAUACAAAGAGUUGGUUUUGCAUCAGAACAGAUUUCAAAAUGGAUACAAGAACGAACUGAUGUACAAGUUAGUAUACUGGAACAUAUGAAUUGUUAUUUAAAACCUCGCAACCUCCUCAUUUUUUUUUUUUUCCAUUUAUAAUGACCCCUUCAAAAAUCAUUUAACAGUACUUAAAUAAUACAAUGUACAGUUUAGAUGAUACUUAUGGUUAUUGGUGACCCCCUAGCUAUCACCUUACUAAACCUAAACAACCCUUUGUUUGUUGUCCCCAAGUUGAAAACCACUGAUUUAAAACAUUUUAAUUUUUAGUAGAUAAUAUAAUUUUUAACAAAUCAAAAUAGUACACCUUUUCUCCAAAUUUAAUAAACAUUAAUAUAUUUUAUAAUUCCAAAAUAAAUAAAUUAGUUCACUUCAAAAAAAUAACUAUAUAAAAUGAUUGUCAGUACCAAGUUAAGUAGUUUUUUAAAAAAAUUAGGUCUUGGAAGUUUAAAAUACUUUUUACAAUAUUAAAAUAUACUUCCGUUAAUAUUGUUUUAAACCUCAAAUUUUUGAUAAAAAUAUUAUGAUUUAUUAAUUCUUAAAUUACUAUUAUUAUUAGUACAUAUAUUGUUAGUUUAAAUUUAUGUGCAAAAUUAAUUAUACUACUCUUAACUUUACUAUGCAAUUUGUGUAUAAAUUAACAAAUUUAAUUUAGUAAAUCAAUUAUUCACAAUCUAUUUAUACAGUAGUUUUUUUGUUUUGUAUAAACAACAAAAAAUGUGUUUGGCCUACUGUGGUUUAAUGUAUAAAUUAAUUAAUUUCAAUUAUAAAACUCUAAAAGAGCAUUUUUCAUUUAUUUUUUUAAAAUAAAACUUAUAAAUCAAUUAAUUUUGUGUGUUAUAAACAAAUCUUUAAACGUAAUAAAUUGUAAAUUAAUUUGAAAAAAAAAAAAAGAAUAUUGUACACAUAUUUUUAAUUUAUUUAUUUUUUAGAUCCGAAUUUUCCGUCCUCCAAAUUAUUCUAGUACACUGGCUUUGUCUAUUCUGUUUGCAAUAUGUUCAUCAUUUUUAUAUGUUAGACGAAACAAUAUGGAAAUGAUUUUCAACAAAAAUUUGUGGGGAAUUGGUGCUGUGGUAAGUUUCUAGUUAUAUUUUGUGCAUAGCCUAAGUAUUAAAAAUUACAUUUUGUAGUUGUUCUGUUUGACUAUGAUAUCUGGACAAAUGUGGAAUCAUAUAAGAGGACCACCUCUAAUGCAUCGAAAUCAGCAAGGUGUUAUUACAUAUAUUCAUAAUUCUUCUCAAGGACAAUUUAUUUUUGAAACAUAUAUCAUAAUCGUAUUGAGUAUCCUUUCUAUCUAAUAACAUAAUUAAAUUUAAGUUUUGAUAUAGCAUCUUAAGGUUACUUUAACAUAAUUAAUUCUUUUUUUAAACAUCAAAUAUGUUCAUAUUGUGAAAUUACAGCAAAACGUAUCAGAGAGGACUAUAAUGUUAAAAUUCUUUUAGUUUUUUCAGUCUUAUGUUUGGGGAUGAAAUCGUACCACUUCUUGAUUUUCAAAUAUCAAUCUAUGUUGAAAAUUGUAUAAAUAAUUGAAAUUUAAAAUUAAGUAAAUAUUUAAUUACUGUCAAUCCAUUGCCAAGAUUUUAGAUUUUUUAGGUGAUUUGUCAUUAUGUUGGUAGGUAUAUAGUAGACACCAUAAUGUAUUUAAACUAAAACUUCUAUUUAUACAAUUUUUAAUAUAGAUUACCAUUUGAAAAUUUAAAUAUGACAGUGAUAAAAAUGGGUAAUGUCAGAAUAUAUGAUUCCAAAAAAUUUUCACAUACAUCAUUAAAAUAAAAUUUGAAAUUAUCUGUAUAUAGUUCUGGGAGUCAAAAACGCAGAUAAUCAUUGGGGGUUAUAUUAUUAUCUUAAAAUGUUUUUAAAAAGAAAAUAAGACCCUAUAAUAGUUCCUUUGUCAAGAGUUUAGGUAUAUUAUCUGAAAUUUGUUUGUAGAUUUAAAAUGCAUGUUUAUUUAAUGUUGGAAUGUAAAGGUGCCAUAAUAGGAGUUGUUUGUAACAUACCAAACUGUUGCAGCAAUUUAAACAUUUGCAUGUUAAUCGGAAUACUUUGGUGGUUUUAGUAAUACUGUAGUGCUACAUAAACAUUAGUAAUGCAGUAUACCAGGUGAUCCAUUUAAGUGGGUACACUCAUUAUGUUAUUUUUUGUUACCCUUAUUUUUGGGGGUAAAACCACUACCUACUUUGGAUUUUCAAAUGACAACCUAUAUUAAAAAUUCUAUAAAAAAAAAAAAAUGAAGUAUUAAUUAAAAUAAAUUUUAGUGUUGACAUUUUUGAUUUCCAUCAAUCCGUUGAAGAGAUAUUCCACUUUUAAGUUUGGGUUGGAGGAGAGUAAUGGAGUAUCAUUAGUGUAGCUGUGAGGCGUGUUAAUAAUGCACCACUACUCUUCUCUAAUCUAAAGUUAAAAGUGGAAUAUCUCGUAAACGACUUUACAGAAAUCAAAAAUGUAAACACUAAAAUUUAUUUUAAACAAUACAACUUCUAUUUAUGGACUUUUUAAUGUAAGUGGUCAUUUAAAAAUCAAAGUAGUUAGUGGUUUUCCUCCAAAAAUAAGGGUGAUAAAAAGUAACAUAAAUAUAAAAUUCUAAAGCUGCUUGUUUUAUAAAUGUUCGAGGAAACAAAUUAAUACUUUCCGAGAUAAUGAGUGUAAAUCUACUUAAAGAUCACUUGGUAGAUUGUAUAACUUGAUUUAAAUAAUAAUUUAGAAUGAAGUAAGUUUUUAUAAAAUUAGAUUUUUUGUUUAGGAUGCAAAUGGGAUGUUGUAAAAGUGAAAAAUGUGUUAAACUUUAAGUCAAGCUAUUAUGUAGUUUGAAAUUGCAGGGCUAUAGAUAGACGUUGGGAUUCCCUGUGGGAUCAUAAUAUUCCAAGGGUACUACUACCUGUAAGAAGAUAUAAAUAGGAUUGAAUCAGGUCGACAGCCAUUGUACAUUUCUAUCAAACUCGUAUGAGAUGUUCUACACAAAACUUGGGUAUAUUGCCCCAAGGGCAAGGACAAUAGGUGAGAAAAGAUGAUGUUUGAUGUUUGAUGUUUGCAGAUGAUAUUGGUUUAAUUAGAGAAAAUUUGGAAGAAGUUAACAAUAGGCUACUUAAGGAAUAGAGAAUAGCACUUGAAGAAAAGAAACUAAGGAUAAGUAGAAGUUUAUAGAUUAUUAGUUAGGAGGAACAGGACAAGACAGCUAACAGAAAUAACUAAAUAGUUGGGAUGAAGGCAAAGAAAAAGAAGAUAGAUAGAGGUUGGAGAAGUUAAAAAUUGAAAAUAAUAUGGGUAUUGAUAGAACCUAUAGUAUAUGUUUUUAUUUGCUUAUUCACAGAAUUAAAAUCCUAUUUAUUUUUGGUUGAUUAUAAUAAUAAUAAUUUGAUUUUUAUUCAAUUUGAUUUCUUCUUUUAUAAAAACAUAAUAAAUGUUAUUAUUGGAAAAUUAAAUGGUAUCGUGUUUGAAAAAAUUUUCCUGAAUGUAGCUAUAGAUUUAAUAUUGGUGUUCGGAGUUGUGAUAAUGACAGAUUCAUAUACAAAAAAAACCGAUUCAAAAACACGGAAAAUAAUGACUGUUGGUGGUUUAGCAUUAAUAGUGUUCCUAUUUAGUGUUAUUCUGUCUAUAUUCAAAUCAAAAGCACAUGGCUAUCCUUACAGGUAAUAUUAAUAUCAUACAUAGUUUUUACAUAAUUCAAUAGAAUAAUAGUGUUAUUUUUUUUUUUCAGCUUUUUGAUCAAAUAACUGUGUGAAUUUCUUUAUUUCUAUUGUUUCUUAAAAAUUGCACAGCAUUUUGAAGUAUAUUUAUUAAUAAUUAAAAGCUAAUUGUUAUAUAUUAAAAGAAAAAAAUUUUAAUCUAUAGCAAGGAAUUUAUUUUUAAGAACCUUCAGUUUGAAAAUUCAUAAUUAUAAUGUUUUACAAUGAAAUAUAAUAUACAAUGAUUAAUGUAACAUGAUUAUUAUUCAUUAGUAGAUGAUGUUCAUUGUUCAUGUUAAUCAUCAUCUUUCAAUACAUCUAUAGCUAACCAUCGAGAUUUUGUUUUCACCACUUCUUUACGAACUAAUCGUUUUUUAUCAUCUAAACAUUUGCCUAGUUCCAAAAUAACCUAUAUAAACAAUAAAAAAGGUCAUUAAAUAUAUAUGUAUAUAUAUAACUACUAAUCUAGUGUUAAAAUGUUGGUUACUUGUUUUUUUAAUGGUAAUAGUUUAAUUAAAGAAUAGUCACAGCAAUUGUAUAAACAUUGUAAUGCUACUAUUCGUAUGUUCAUAUACUUUGAACUUUGAGAUAUAUUUAGUAAUUUUGGAAUAAAAGACUGCAAAUGAUCUUCUAAAAUUGGAGUCUUGGAUUCUAAAAGAUUGCGGAAAGUUUGUAAUGACUGUAAUACAUAUACUUGGUCUGGAGAUAAAAGUUGAAGUAGCACUGGUAAUAUCUGUAACAAUUAAACUAAUUGAGCAUAUAAGUAUUAUAAAGAUAAUUUAGUAUUAUUCACACUUAUUAUACAGGUAACUAAAAAUAAAUUAAUUUAAUUUUUGGAAAAUUUAAAAAAUUUUCUGACAGCAUUAUUCUUUAGUGAGACACAAAAUAUAGAGCUCUGUAGGCUUGACAUGAAAAAAAUAGUUGAAUUUAUUUUCCAAGAAAAUGAAACAACAAGAAGUGCUGUAUAAAAUAUAUAUAUAUAUAUAUAUAUAUAUAUAUAUAUAUAUAUAUAUAUAAAUCAAUUAUAAAAGUCAGCCAAACAAAUUUUGGGAUUUUAUAUAACCUCCUAUUCUCCUGAAUAUGCUACUGCAGUGUUAGAAAAUAAAUAAUAAGAUUAUAAUUAGUCUUAUUUUAUAUUAAUUUAUAAACAAAGAAACUAAUAUAAUAAAUACUUAAUUAUGAAAAAAGAAAAUAACUUGAAAUUACCUUGGAAAAAUAUGGUGCAAGUGUCACAUAGGAAUUACCAUCCAUUUGAUAUAAAAUACAAAUUAAAUAGUUUUCUUUAAUUGGUUCAGGCAUCGAGUUAAAUUUGGUAAUAAGUGGUUCAAUAACAUAACAAAAUAUCCUUUGUCUGUAUAAUAACCUAAAACAUUAUUUGCAAUGAUUAAAAUUUUUUUUUUUAGCUUUUCCUUGUAAUUCAGUUUAUAAUAAUCUCAUAUGACUGCCCGUGUUUAGUAUUGAAUAAAAACAUUAACCCAUUUUGAAAAAUACCAAAAACUGUCAGCCACCCUUGGGAGUAGAAUUUCAGAAAUUCAGCUUCAAGGUGUAGUUCAUCCACUUCUAUAUAUAUAUAUAUUUAAGAUCUCUGAGUGCAAAAAUUUGGCUGUUAGUACAGAUACUUUUUUUUAUUAAUAUAGAUUAUGCGACCAUAUUUAUUUACUACACUUAUACACAUAUAAAAGAGUGCUAACAUUAUUUUUUGCACAUAGUAUAGUACUUACUUAACUGAACAAAAACACUCUUUAUUUAAAUAUCCAUUAUCUGUUUGUGUCAACAUUUUAAAACACAAUGUCAUUGUUUUUCCAUACAUGGGGUCUGCUAGUAAUUGUAUUGACUG